AUGUCUGUGGCAGACUCACAGUCGGACUACUUUGACGAUGAUGACUUCGUUAUUCCCGACUAUGAUUCCGAUGAUUUGCCCACCUCUCGACCGACCAAGCGUCAACGUGUGGAACAUCCGAUUGGAUCCAAUGAAAUUAAUCACAUUGUUACCUCUGACAUGGAAGACAAUGUGAUAAGCGAGCCUGAAUCACCAGAAAAUCACGAGAAGCAACAAUCGCGAAAAUCCCGAAGCUUUGUCACCAAACACAGCAACAUUCAGGAGAACAUAUUUGUCACACAAUUGACGCAACCCUUCUCUAGCCCCGAACGGAUACGAGGGCCGAAGUGGAAGAAGCCUGAUCCCUCAGAACUCGAACUCUCUUCGCCAGAGAGGACCAUCCUAACACCGGUGUUGAACAAGACAAGACCUCAGGCUGAUCAACUCUCGGAAACCCAAUUUUCAGAUGACAAUGAUGCGGAAAUGAGGGCCGCAUUAGCGGCUUCACUAGACAUAUUCGAACAAGAUUCACCAGAGAGGACCACCCCACCGACGUUAAACAAUACAAACCCCCAGGCCGACCAUUUUUCAGAUAACGAGGACGAGGAUAUGAGGGCUGCAUUAGCGGCUUCACUCGACGCAUUCGAACAAGAUCAAACUAUAAGAAAUGCUCUCCAACCAUGUACUUCGAGCGCAUCCAGCUCUCGGCCUGCUGUGCAGUCUCUUCAACUACAGCAACCUUGCUCGGAGAAUGUUUCGUUUGAAUUUGAGGAUAUUCCCGAGGACGCGUUUGACUCAUCUCCAUUGUCUCCAAUAACACAGCCGGUUCAGCGGACCCCAUUUCAAACUACUGCGAACCAGGCCAGGGCUCUUCGACAAAGCACUCUCUUCGGCAUGAUUGCACGGAACCCAAACUUAUCAUCACAGCAAGAACAAAAUCGAUUACCGUCAGAGAGGAACGAACCGCCAACCCACCAUAAAUUAAACCAUGAUGAACUCAACACGUGGUGGUACCCUACAAAUAUCGGUUCCAUCCGAGACUAUCAAUUUAACAUCACCCAGACUGGUCUUUUCCACAACUUACUGGUUGCUUUGCCGACUGGUCUAGGAAAAACCUUCAUCGCUGCAGCAGUCAUGUUGAAUUGGUUUCGAUGGACGAAGGAUGCACAGAUUAUCUUUGUAGCGCCAACAAAGCCUUUGGUCUCACAACAGGUUUCGGCAUGUUUGGAGAUUGCUGGAAUUCCUCGUUCAGAGACAACUAUGCUUACUGGCGGAGCAGCACCUGGUUUACGUGCGCUAGAGUGGCAGAGCAAGCGAGUAUUUUUCAUGACACCGCAGACACUGAUCAACGACCUUAAGACCGGAAUUGCCGAUCCCAAACGUAUUAUAUUGGUUGUUGUUGAUGAAGCGCAUCGAGCCACUGGAGGAUACGCUUAUGUCGAAGUUGUCAGUUUCUUGCGGCGAUUCAACAACAGUUUCCGUGUUCUCGCACUGACAGCUACUCCUGGAUCAACCGUAGAAUCAGUGCAGGCUGUCGUCGACGGAUUGAAUAUCUCACGAGUUGAGAUUCGUACAGAACAUUCCAUUGAUAUCCGAGAAUACGUACAUUCUCGAAACAUCGAGAUUGAGACAUUCGAAAACUCAGAGGAAAUGACGUUCUGCUUGGAUCUAAUGUCUACAGCUCUACAACCUCUGGUGGACCAGCUUCGAACGAUGAAUGCAUACUGGGGAAAAGAUCCUUUGAUGUUGACGGCGUUCGGUCUCACGAAAGCGCGACAGCAAUGGAUGGGCUCCGACGCUGGACGAAGUGCCGGUUUUGGUCUCAAGGGGAUGGUGAAUGCUAUUUUCACCGUUCUUGCAAGUUUGGCGCACUCCAUCGACCUGUUGAAGUACCAUGGAAUCACGCCAUUCUAUCGCCAUUUAAUGCAUUUCAAAUCAAAUAUGGAGAGUCAGAAGGGCGGGGGCGGGAAAUAUCAGAAGCAAGUCGUGCAAAAUGAAAGCUUCAAGAAGCUCUGCAACCACCUGGGCCCUUGGACUAAGAACCCAGAAUUCAUCGGCCAUCCCAAACUGGAGUACUUGAAGUCCGUCAUUCUGAACCACUUCAUGGACGCGGGCGAAGGACAAGAUAAUGCCGACAAUGCUCAGUCAUCUACUCGGGUGAUGAUCUUCGUUCAUUUCCGUGACAGCGCUGAAGAAGUGGUGCGAGUUCUGAAGCGAUAUGGCCCAAUGAUCCGGCCACAUAUCUUCGUGGGCCAGAGCAGUGCCAAGGGAUCUGAGGGUAUGAACCAAAAGACCCAGCUUCAAAUUAUCAAGGAAUUCAAGACAGGAACCUACAAUACGAUUGUGGCCACUUCGAUCGGUGAAGAAGGUCUGGAUAUUGGUGAGGUGGACCGGAUUGUUUGUUACGACUCUUCCGCAUCACCCAUCCGAAUGCUCCAACGAAUGGGUCGAACGGGUCGUAAGAGAGCAGGAAAUAUCACUCUUCUGCUAAUGAAGGGCAAAGAGGAAGAAUCAUACGCAAAGGCGAAGGACAACUACGAGAAAAUGCAGGAAAUGAUCGCCAGCGGCACCCGAUUUACCUUUCACGAUGACCGAUCUCCUCGUAUUCUCCCUGCUGGUAUACGCCCAGUCGUUGAGAAGCGGAUAAUCGACAUUCCCCCAGAGAACUCCCAAGCAGAUCUUCCCGAGCCCAAGCGCAAGGGCCGAGUGCCCAAGCGACCACCGAAGAAGUUCCAAAUGCCAGAUGAUGUGGAAACAGGCUUCACUCGGGCUUCAAUUCUGGGGGACGACGUAUCACACAAGACGAAGGCGAAGCCAAAGAAGACCGAUACGAAGAAGGCUGAUCCAAAGAAAGCUGAUCCAAAGAAGACCGAUACGAAGAAGGCUGAUCCAAAGAAGGCUGAUCCAAAGAAGGUUGAUUCAAAGAAGGCCGAACAAACGAAAGCCGAGCGAAAGAAGAUUGCCACGCCAAAAAUCCCAUCUCACGCCCCUUCACCUGAUCUGGUAGAUAUCCCACCUAAGCAGGUUGCUCUCACUCCAAAGAUGCAGAAGUUCUACGAAGAAUCUUGGCAGAGUUAUCAGGCGACUGCACCAGCUGAAGCUAGUGUUGUAGCCACUAUGCAGAGAUCAGCCAGGCCUACGAAGAAGAUACCGCAUGGGUCAUUAACGAACCGCAUGCUUUCAACAUUCAACAAGUUCAAAGAGCACAAGUCUGGGGAUGGCUAUCACUUUGAAGACAUCCUGGCAUCUCACGACUCCGCUUUUGAGUUUUGA
Messenger RNA from Penicillium taxi, 3252 nucleotides. RefSeq names its product 3'-5' DNA helicase (gene mph1). Gene Ontology annotation, biological process: replication fork reversal; interstrand cross-link repair; double-strand break repair via synthesis-dependent strand annealing. The record is from RefSeq and is a predicted model, not a curated record. The coding region runs from base 1 to 3252 and encodes 1083 amino acids. The transcript has a single exon. Lineage: Eukaryota; Fungi; Ascomycota; Eurotiomycetes; Eurotiales; Aspergillaceae. Gene Ontology annotation, molecular function: four-way junction helicase activity; four-way junction DNA binding; ATP binding.